AUGACUUCCACCAUCGAAACUCCCGGUCAAGUGAAGCUGAAGAAUAUCGCCAAUGCUCCGAACUGGCAGCUCCGGAAUGUUACGAGGGACUUUACCAAAGAAAAGAAGAUAUCCAUGAGCUUUCAAAUCAACAGUGAAGGAUACGAACCGGAAUGGUUUUUCCUGCAAGUGAACGUGACACGCGAGGCCAAGGAUGCAUCCUUUUACAAGCCAUGCGACCCCGGCGGCAAUUUCUCCGUCUCGUGGAGUUUUGUCGGCGAAACAACCGGCUCCAUGGUGCUCUGGUAG
Messenger RNA from Drechmeria coniospora, 288 nucleotides. RefSeq lists its product as uncharacterized. The record is from RefSeq and is a predicted model, not a curated record. The transcript is spliced from 2 exons. Lineage: Eukaryota; Fungi; Ascomycota; Sordariomycetes; Hypocreales; Ophiocordycipitaceae. The coding region runs from base 1 to 288 and encodes 95 amino acids.